UGGCCACCCUAUUUUCCUCAGGACGUUCAAACUACAACUCUAACAUUUCCAUAUCCAAGGCUUAUUUCUCAAUAUCAACCACACCCACAAAAAUGGAGAUGAAGAAGAUUGCCUUGGCCGUCCUCAUGGUUGCAGUCUGCAUGUCCGCAGCUAUGGCUGCCGGAAGCCUGAAGGUCGGUGCCCCCGUGGAGGCUCCUUCCCCCUCAGCUACCACCGCCGCAUCUGCUCCGACACCUAGUGGCUCCAUUGCAAACAUGCCCGUCGUUGGAUCUAUGGUGGGAGCUUCACUCUUGUCCUUGUUGGCCUUUUACUUGCACUAAAUGUGUCUAAUCAACUGAUCAAAAGGAGGAUGUCUGCGUGUAACUAAUUAUUAUAUGUUCCAAUAAAUGAAGCUAUUUAUUCUUGGUGUUUUAUC
Messenger RNA from Prunus mume (Japanese apricot), 415 nucleotides. The record is from RefSeq and is a predicted model, not a curated record. Lineage: Eukaryota; Viridiplantae; Streptophyta; Magnoliopsida; Rosales; Rosaceae.